Molecule: messenger RNA, 556 nt
Organism: Paramecium pentaurelia
Lineage: Eukaryota; Ciliophora; Oligohymenophorea; Peniculida; Parameciidae
Source: the annotation of a GenBank genome assembly
AUGUAAGUUGCAUUUAGUGUUAUUUGUGUUGGAUUAGAUAAUGCAGGUAAAACUAGUCUAUUACGUACACUCUCUAAUAGUUAAAGAAUGGAAAUAUUCCCAACACCAACUAUGGAGAUUCAUUAUGUGAUUUGUCCAAAAAUAGGAAAAUAUUGUUUAGUUUAUGAUAUGUCUGGUAAUGGUCGUCAUAGAUCAAAUUGGAGAAUUCUUUAUUAAGAUAUAUAAGCAAUGAUAUAUGUAAUUGAUACAAGUGAUACAGAAUAUAGGUAUUAUUAUUCAAAUUUAUAUGAUUAGAUUUCAUUUAUAAAGACAUCUAAUUGAAGAAGUACUUAAUGAUGAUUUAAUUAAAAAAAGUGCAAUUCCAAUAUUAUUCUUAUUCAAUAAGAAUGAUAAAAAAAAUAGAUUCAAUAAAGAUGAUCUAAUAAAAGUAUUAGGUUUAGAUUCAAAGAAAUUCAAAAAUAAAUUCAUUUUUAAAGAAACAUCAAGUUUUGAAAUUUCAAAAUUAAAAGAAGCAAUUGAUAAUCUAACUGAUGCUCUCUUUAGUAAAAAAUAAUGA